ACGACGACCUCACAGCCCCACUCUGAGGAUGACUAUGAAGAAUUGGUUUGUGGCAUACCGGCAGUAGGCGGGCGAACCUCUGAUCCUCCCAUCUCGACUGUCACAUCCACAGCCACCAAAAAUGCCAGUGGACUGGGACCAAGCUUCCUAUCUUUGUUGGGAAAACGAGUUGAAAUUUUGGCCCCGUCAGCGGACAGGGCUGCCCAUCUUCUGGACGUGGCGCUCAGUCAGCGGGCAUCGAUCCAGGCGGUGCGUCAGGAGGACCGUCUGGCUGUGGGUCUUGCGCAUAUGCUGGUCACGUUGAGUGUCUACAGGUACCACAACGAACAGGACAAGGAGAAUGGAGGUCAGUAUGCGAAUUAG
Molecule: messenger RNA, 363 nt
Organism: Protopolystoma xenopodis
Lineage: Eukaryota; Metazoa; Platyhelminthes; Monogenea; Polystomatidea; Polystomatidae
Source: the annotation of a GenBank genome assembly